Molecule: messenger RNA, 1992 nt
Organism: Danaus chrysippus (African queen)
Lineage: Eukaryota; Metazoa; Arthropoda; Insecta; Lepidoptera; Nymphalidae
Source: the annotation of a GenBank genome assembly
AUGCAAGUGUCCGAAAUAGACAACGUUAAAAUUUACAAUCUUAGCGCUGGCAAAUCGUUACCAGAUUGGCUGACUGAAAGAAAAAAAAGAGCGCUUUUAAAGAAGAAUGUAGACCUCAGAAGACGUAUUGAGCUAAUCCAAGAGUUUGAUAUGCCAGGAGUUAGUACAAGUUUGCGUGUUUCCAAAGAUGGGCAGUAUAUAAUGGCAACAGGAAUUUACAAACCAAGAGUGAAGUGUUAUGAUGUGAAUAACUUGUCCUUGAAAUUCGAAAGAUGUCUAGAUUCCGAGGUGGUAACAUUUGAAAUAUUAAGUGAGGAUUAUACAAAGAUAGUGUUUUUACAAUGUGACCGUUAUGUGGAAUUCCAUGUGGGACAUGGAAGACAUUAUCGUCUUAGGGUCCCUCACUUUGGAAGGGAUAUGAAGUAUCAUAAACCUUCAUGUGACCUUAUUGUUGUUGGAGCUUCAAGUGAAGUUUACAGACUUAACCUAGAAUUAGGACAGUUCUUAGCUCCAUAUGUCACGAAAGCCACUGAGAUAAACUGUUGCGGAGUGAAUGAUGAACAUGGUCUGCUUGUGUUUGGUACAGAGGGCGGUCAUGUUGAGGCUUGGGACCCUCGGACUAAGACUAGACAAGGCAUACUUGAUUGUGCACUACAUUGCUCCGAUGCAGAUUAUAAGAACUCAAGUGUCCCAGCAAUAACUUCAAUUAAGUUUAAUGGUGCAUUACAACUGGGUGUGGGAACAUCAACGGGUCAUGUAUUACUGUAUGACAUAAGAUCCAGCAAACCACUAUUAGUUAAGGACCACAUGAAUGAAAUUCCUAUAAAGUGUAUAGAAUUCCACAAACAAAUGGAUUAUGUUUAUUCAAUGGAUGCCAAUGUUGUAAAAAUAUGGGACAGUAAUACUGGAAAGCAAUACACAAAUAUAGAAUCAUCCGUUGAUUUCAAUGAUCUCUGUGUCAUUCCUAACACUGGCUUGAGUAUGAUGGCUGUUGAAGAUCAAAAGAUGCAAAUUCAUUACAUACCAUCUCUAGGUCCAGCCCCUAGAUGGUGUGCGUUCUUGGAUAAUCUGACAGAAGAAAUGGAGAGUUCAGCAUCCCAAACUGUGUAUGACGAUUACAAGUUUGUAACAAAACAAGAACUUGAGUCACUCGGAUUGGAUCAUUUGUUGGGAACUAAUUUGUUAAGGGCAUACAUGCAUGGAUACUUCGUGGACGUGAGACUAUAUAAAAGAGCAAAGUCGAUUGCGGAUCCAUUUGCAUUUGAGGAAUAUAAGAAACGUAAGAUCAGAGAAAAAAUUGAGCAAGAAAGACCUUCUAGAAUCAAAGUUGAGGACAACUUACCGAAAGUCAAUCGAGAUUUGGCUUCACGGUUGUUGGAUAAUGAUUCAAAUAAAAAGAAACAGUCGUCCAAUCUACUUAAAGAUGACAGAUUUAAGGCGCUAUUUGAAAAUCCUGACUUCGAAGUUGAUAAAGAAGCUGAUGAGUAUCGCCUCCUCAAUCCAGUUCUCGCUAGAUUUGACAAAAACAAAGGAAAGUCGAAAUUAGAAGAAGAGACUAUGGAGGUUCAAGAAGAGGAAGAUAAAGAUUCUGACAGAGAAUUAUAUGAAUCAAGUGACGAUAGUUCAGAUGAAGAUCGAACUUGGAGGAAGGAGAUCAAGAAACAACAUAAAAUAAUAAGGAACAAGAAACAAGAAGAGAUUGUCGCUGAAGAUGAGGACAAUGAAAAAGUAUACGAGUUUAGUAAAGCACCAAAAACGAAUAACAUCAGGAGUAUAAUGCAAGUUAGCAAGAAGAGUCUUGGAGAUCGACUGUUUAAAGAGGGAUCUAAUAUAGUGACCGGCACAGGAGGGAAUAGAGAAAUGAAGUUUUCCAUGAGAGACAAGAAGAGAUCUUCAGAGACUCACAAGAAAAUGCAGAAACAUUACGAAGAGAGGAAGAAGAUUGUGAGACGAACAUCGUAUUUGACAAAGAAAAGAUUACCCAAAAUGUAA